Molecule: messenger RNA, 130 nt
Organism: Racocetra persica
Lineage: Eukaryota; Fungi; Glomeromycota; Glomeromycetes; Diversisporales; Gigasporaceae
Source: the annotation of a GenBank genome assembly
UAAUGAACUUUCAAGUCAAGUGCUAGACAUAAGACGUGUUUACCAAUGUUGUAAAGCGCUUGUUCCCUCAAGACGUGUACCUCUCCCAAAGCACCCUCAAGGAAUCCCUCAGAGAUUAUCUGGAGGAAAU